Haliotis rubra (blacklip abalone) is the source of this 1964-nucleotide messenger RNA. RefSeq names its product calpain-2 catalytic subunit-like. The transcript is spliced from 9 exons. The record is from RefSeq and is a predicted model, not a curated record. Gene Ontology annotation, molecular function: calcium-dependent cysteine-type endopeptidase activity. Lineage: Eukaryota; Metazoa; Mollusca; Gastropoda; Lepetellida; Haliotidae. The coding region runs from base 728 to 1333 and encodes 201 amino acids. Gene Ontology annotation, biological process: proteolysis. Gene Ontology annotation, cellular component: cytoplasm.
ACACUUUUGCCCUGAGCUAUUAUAGUUAAAGUACGAGGACGCUUGCGUGCUAUUGUCGAAUAGUAAAGCUUGUUUCAUUCCUUGUAGCCACGAGUGCCUGUAAAUGCGAACGUGAAAGCGUGGCUAAAACCUGCAUUAAAAAUUAGCUCUGCCUAUCUGUUUGUCCUCCUUGAACUACCUAUCAUUGGCACCUCGGCUUUAGGCUCCACGGAUCCUACAGCGUUGUUGAAGGGGGUUGGCCAAGCGACGCCUACCUGUCCCUGACCGGAGGGGUGGCAGAGACGAUAGACUUUGCUACCUACAACGACCACCCUUACGACCUUUUCCGGCGAAUAGCGAAUGCGUUUGGCAGUGGUGGCCUGGUGACUUGCUGUAAUCUUGCAGACGAAGAUAACAUGGGACUGGUUAGAGCGCAUGCUUACUCCCUGACCGGCGCUGAAGUGGUAAUGCGACAUGACGGCGAAAUGAUCCCUCUGGUCAGAAUUCGUAAUCCACAUGGCCAUCAGAGCGAGGAGUGGCAUGGAAAAUGGAGUGACAGGAGUGAUGAGUGGUCGACCCUCCAGAUGGGCAACAACCUUCACCAUGACAAUGAAGAUGGCGAGUUCUGGAUGAAUAUGGAUGAUUUCAUCAGAUACUUUGAUCAGACAACAAUCUGUUCCCUGACCCCGGACUUUGACAUAGACGGCCGAUCCGACCCAUUAAGAGUGAUGAGUGGUCGACCCUCCAGAUGGGCAGCAACCUUCACCAUGACAAUGAAGAUGGCGAGUUCUGGAUGAAUAUGGAUGAUUUCAUCAGAUACUUUGAUCAGACAACAAUCUGUUCCCUGACCCCGGACUUUGACAUAGACGGCCGAUCCGACCCAUUAAAUUACGUGCUGAAGAUAUUCGGAGAGUGGCGAGGAAGGACCUCUGUGGGUCAAGGACGAGAUUUGACGGAGAGACUAGGAAAUCCUAAAAUGGCGUUCACACUUCCUGCAGAAGGAGGUCACAUACCCGUUGUGAUACACGUCGUCCAGAAUGCUGACAGUGGCGAGAGGAUUUAUCACAUGCGGGUCGACUUAUUUAAGGUAAUAAAAGGUUCCGAGACUGAGAGCCACAUCUUCAUAGAAAGGAUGCCCUGUAAUACUGAAAUGAAGGAGUACUACUACCCCGCGCAUCAGUACACCUUCCGCUUCAGCCUCACCCCCGGGCGAUAUGUUGUGCUGCCGUCCCUUGUUCAUCCCGGUAUCAACAGGGAGUUUCUCAUCAGAGUCUUCUCGCCCCGGCCUCUCUAUAGAUGCAGGCAUUUACCAAAGAAGUUGCAGGUGGUUAUACAACAUCACAGAAGAUGGUGAUUAACUUUACGUCACAGGUGUCUUUGAUCAGAAUCCUCGUGUGAACUGAACAGUGAACAGAACAAUGAAGAGAACAGACCAAUAAAGAGAACAGAACAAUGAAGAGAACAGAACAAUGACUUAACAGUGAACUGAACAGUGAACUUAACAAUGAAUGGAACAGUGAACUGAGCAGUGAACAUAACAAUGAAUGGAACAGUGAACUGAGCAGUGAACAGAACAAUAAAGAGAACAGAACAAUAAGGAGAACAGAACAAUGACUUAACAGUGAAUUAACAAUGACUGGAACAGUGAACUGAGCAGUGAACAGAACAAUGAAGAGAACAGAACAAUGAAGAGAACAGAACAAUGAAGAGAACAAAACAAUGACUUAACAGUGAAUUAACAAUGAUUGGAACAGUGAACAUAACAAAGACUAGACCAGUGAACUGAACAGUGGUAUAAACAAUGCGGUUACGGGAUCAGCCUAUAUAAGGCAAGGAAUCAAUAAGUAUCUAUUCCUAACUCAUAUUAAUUUUUAAAUCCAUAACACAACUACUUUUCAUCUCCCCUGUAAAAAAGUAGCCAUAGUCUUACCCGAAAGACUAUGUGGUACGGGACCAUAAACCCAUACACAAAUACUAUUUAUCUC